AUGAGAGCUGAGAUAGCAAAAUUGGCAAACCAAAUGAAUAGAAUGACAAUGCAACAGACUCAACAGAUGCAACAUGUACAACAGAUGUCUCUUUGCUGCGAACUAUGUGGUGACAACCAUAUGAGUGACAUGUGCCCUACAAAUCCAGAAUCUAUAUACUAUGUGGGACAACAGAGCAGGGGUCCAAUGAAUCAGAAUGCACAAUAUGGGAACACUUAUAACCCAAAUUGGAAGAAUCAUCCCAACUUCUCAUGGGGUGGAAAUCAGCCGAAUCAGAAUCAUUAUAAACCCCAAGGAAAUUUCAAUCAACCUCAGAAGCCACCUCAACAGGUAGAAGAGAAUGGGAAUGAUUUGCUGAAGCAGUUGUUGCUUUACAAUCAACAGCUCAGGAUCAAUUUCAGAAAUUUGGAGCGCCAAAUGGGACAACUUGCCAGUGCUCAAAACACUAGACCAAUUGGAGCUCUCCCGAGUGAUACUGAGCCUAAUCCUAAGGCUCAAGUCAAUGCGGUUACCUUGAGAAAUGGAAGAGAAUUAAAAGAAGUUCCAGAGAAAAAGAAGUAUACAUCUAGACCUGAAGGAGAAUUACUUCCUAAGCCCGUUGAGGAGAAUAAGAAUGAAAACCCAGAAAUUGUGACAAGGCCACCACCUCCGUUUCCACAAAGACUUCAAAAGCAAAAAGAUGAUGCUAUGUACAAGAAAUUCUUAGAUAUUUUGAGCCAAGUGCGUGUGAAUUUGCCUUUGGUGGAAAUUUUGCAAAAAGUGCCUAAGUAUGCAAAGUAUCUCAGAGAUAUUGUGGCAAAUAAGUGA
Molecule: messenger RNA, 807 nt
Organism: Nicotiana tabacum (common tobacco)
Lineage: Eukaryota; Viridiplantae; Streptophyta; Magnoliopsida; Solanales; Solanaceae
Source: RefSeq, a predicted model, not a curated record